This is a messenger RNA of Scophthalmus maximus (turbot), 2836 nucleotides long. It is a transcript of the gene ythdc1, whose product is annotated as YTH domain containing 1. Gene Ontology annotation, molecular function: N6-methyladenosine-containing RNA reader activity; mRNA binding. Gene Ontology annotation, biological process: mRNA splicing, via spliceosome; regulation of alternative mRNA splicing, via spliceosome. Gene Ontology annotation, cellular component: nucleoplasm. Lineage: Eukaryota; Metazoa; Chordata; Actinopteri; Pleuronectiformes; Scophthalmidae. The record is from RefSeq and is a predicted model, not a curated record. The coding region runs from base 249 to 2273 and encodes 674 amino acids. The transcript is spliced from 16 exons.
GUUAAGACAAGUUGUGUGCCCGUGUGUGAGAGGACUGACUUCCGGUCCAGCAGGGGGCGAUGUGUUGUUCCUGGACGUUGUUCCUAAUCAGAAGAAGACGCUUCAACAAUAACUGUGAUGUGUGUGAGUGUGUGUCCGCCAUUUGCUCUCGGUCACUUCUUUUCUUCUCGUUUCUUCCGUGAGAUUCAUUAAAUCCCGGUUCACCCGCGGACUCACCGGAGCGCGAGGCACGGGCCCGGUAACCGGUGAUGGCGGCCGACCGGCGCGAGGACAAAGACGGAGAACUCAGUGUUCUAGAAGAUCUUCUGACGGAGGCUCCAGAUCAAGACGACGAGUUGUACAAUCCAGAGAGUGAGAGAGACGUCAGCGACAAAAAAGGAACGAAGAGGAAAAGUGAGCGCUCUGACAGCCAUGACCUGAAGAGGCUCCGCCCAUCAUCAGACCACGCCCCCUCAAGAUCUUCCAACAAUAAGAGAGCCCCAGGCCCACCUCUGUCCUCUAAGAAGACAGCGUCAAGCCCCCGCGGCAGACACGCCACCGCCCCGGCCACCAGCUACCGUCAGGAAUACUACGACGAGAGAAAGAGUCGGAGAGUUGCCCGGGAGGCGAGCAGGAGCCGAGGAGACGAUGCUCGCCGCAGAGAGGCCCAGAGAGGCCUGGAGGCCCUGAGCCAGUUGCGGCGUGAAAAUCCACACCCGAGCCCCGCCCCCCACGAGGACGACAACCAAUCAGAGGAGGGUGCAGCAGAAGAGUAUGGCUCGGAGCAGGGGUCGGGAAGCUCCUCCCCCGCCGGCUCCCAGGUAGAGGAGGAGGAAGAGGAGGAUCAGGAGGAGGACGAGGAGGAAGAGGAGGGCAUGGAGGAAGAGGAGGAGGAGGAAGGAGAAAAAGAGGAGGAAGAUGAAGAGGAGGAGUACGAGCGACGCGGCGGCGGUGAAGGAAACGACUACGACACUCGGAGUGAGGCCGGCGACUCGCGCUCCGCCUCCUCCGUCAGUUUCUCUGACGACGGUGAAUCGGCUCGCUCGGGCUCGGCUUCCGAGGUCUCAGGUUCAGAGAAGAAGCAGGAGAAGUUGUCAUCGUCCGUCCGAGCUGUUCGCAAGGGCAUGGAGAAUCCGACCAAUAAGCUGCGCUAUAUCCUGCGGGACGCUCGCUACUUCCUCAUCAAGAGCAACAACCAUGAAAACGUCUCGCUGGCUAAAGCUAAGGGUGUCUGGUCCACGCUGCCAGUGAACGAGAAGAAGUUGAACGCAGCGGUCCGCUCAGCGCGGAGCGUCGUCCUUGUCUUCUCUGUGAGGGAGAGCGGCAAGUUCCAAGGUUUCGCUCGUUUGGCGUCGGAGUCUCAUCACGGCGGUUCUCCGAUCCACUGGGUUCUUCCUGCCGGCAUGAAUGCCAAGAUGCUGGGUGGAGUCUUCAAGAUUGACUGGCUCUGCAGGAGGGAGCUCCCCUUCACAAAGACGUCUCACCUGUCAAACCCGUGGAACGAACACAAGCCGGUGAAGAUAGGACGUGACGGACAGGAGAUCCAACCGGACGUCGGUGCUCAGCUCUGCGCCCUGUUCCCAUUGGACGAGAGCGUGGAUGUCCACCAAGUAGCUCGGCACGUUCGUCACAAACGUCGGACGCCUUCGGAGCCGCGGCCUCGAGGCCGACCGCCACAACGCGAACCGGGAAGGCGUCGACCUGAAGAGUUCGACCUCCAUGGCAGGAAGCGGCCGCGAGCCGACGGUCCGCCCGACUUCAACCAACGAGCAGGGUUCAUCCAGGACCUUCGUAACCAGCCGGUGGACAGACGUUUUUCCAGCGUGAGGAGAGACGUGUUUCUGAACGGAACGUACAAUGACUACAUGAGGGAUUACCACCACAGCGUCGGGCCACCUGGUCCCUGGCAGACUCUGGCGCCGUACCCCGGUGUUGAGCAGCCGCCCCCCCAUCAUCCCCCCUACUACCACCACGGCCACCCUCCCCCGCCCCCUCACCAGGCCUACCACCACCACCAUCCGCCGCUGCCCCAACACGAGGCUCCGCCCCCUCGCUUCAGAGACAAGCAGAGAGCGCCGCAGCACCGCGCCUUCGCCCCCAGCCCGCACGACUAUGACAUGCGUGUGGAUGACUUCCUGCGGCGGACGCAGGCGGUGGUUAGCAGCCGGCGGGAGCGCGAGCGGCAGCGGGAGCGCGAGCGCGGCGGACCACGGCGUGAGAGAGAGAGGGAGCGAGCGAGGGACCGAGACAGAGAGAGAGAGAGGGACAAAGAGAGGGGGCGAUACCGCAGGUGAUCUUAUGAUGUCACUUCCUGUCAGUGUGACAGUCUGCAGAUGUUUUGACUGGUUUUCUGUUUUUGUUAAAAAUUAUGAAUAAAAAGUGAGCGACUUGAUGACAUCACUUUUACCUGAAUACAUUUUUUUAACUGUAAAAGUUUUUUGGUUGGAACUCAUAUUUUGACGAUCCUGUGACACUUCCUGUCAUACAUGUCAUGUCACAUGUUUCUGCUUCACACAUUUAAAACACAAUGUUUUUAUCACUUGUUUUAUCGUGAAAGGCUGGACAGGAUUUCCUGCAGAGGAAGUUUAGUUUGACGUCACUUUGAUUCUUCAGUUUUAUUUUAAAAGCGUAUUUGUUUAGUUUUAUGUUUAUUAAUCAGGUUCUUUUCCAGCUCGUGAUCGACACCUGCUGUAGAUCAACUUAAAAUCAAUGUUUAUUGAUCAGUGACUAAACUGAUCGAUGUUCAGUCUCUGUAUUGACGAAUAUUUGAAGAUGAAAACUUACUUUGUUUCCUGUUUGUGAAUGGAGGAGGCGGAGCUUAUGCUUGUUUUUGUACAAAAUAAAAGCCUGAACUCGA